Fusarium sp. VM40 is the source of this 609-nucleotide messenger RNA. NCBI's taxonomy places the organism in Eukaryota, Fungi, Ascomycota, Sordariomycetes, Hypocreales, Nectriaceae. The record is from the annotation of a GenBank genome assembly.
AUGGAGGAUACUAGACAACUACCCAACGGCGUAAUCGAACUUGCGCCUCGGACGGGAACUUCAUUCCACGUCAACAAGGGCCAAUGCUUGACAGUCAUCGAUCCAAAAGGCGGCCAAGUCUCUGACCUUGUGGCAUUCAAUCGCCAUGACACGGACGAAGUCAUCUCCAAUGGACGCACAUUUGACUAUGCAGACACCAUAUACCUGACAACCAACCACCUGCUGUACUCAAAUCGCAGCAAUGUCAUGCUCAAGAUCGUCGAGGACACGUGUGGACGCCACGACUUCCUGCUUACGCCGUGUUCCAAAGAUACCUUUCGCAUCAUAUACGGAGACUUGGAGCCGCACCACGGCUGUUUCGGCAAUCUCUCCCUGGCGCUAAGCAAAUACGACAUCGCGCCAGACCGCAUCCCUUGUGCGUUCAACUGCUUCAUGAAUGUGCCCGUGGACGGCAAGACGGGCAAGUUCACGGUCGAUCCACCGAUCAGCAAGGCUGGUGAUCACAUCGAUUUUGUCGCCGAGAUGGACCUUAUUGUUGCCAUUACUGCCUGUUCAGCCGGAAAGUCCAAUGGCGGCAGCUUCAAACCCAUUCAAUAUAUAGUAGUUUGA